CUGAUCCCCAAGCAUGAGAUUCACAGCUCUCCUCCCUCUGGCAGCUCUGGCUGGGGCCCUGGUCUGUGCCCAAAAUACCACCGCUGAUCACACACAAGCUGCUGAGGACCCUCCGAGCUCCGAACUUAAGAUCACAGCUUCAGCGAAAUCUGCUUUACUCCAAGAAACAACCACAGCAGCCCAGAAGAUUUCGACAGCAGCUCAGGAGCCAGCCAGGCCUGCCUUAUGGAAGCAAGGACUAAAUCCCCUGAAAUCCGCGAUAGAGAAAGGUCUCUCGAUAGCAGGAAAGGCCUUUGAAGGAGUAGAAAAAAGAGUGAGAGAAAGAAUUCAAGAUGGAAAACAGCUAGUAGAAGGUGGAACUGACUUCGCACAAAGACUGAAGGACAAAUUGGAUCUCAGAAAUUUUUGGGUUUUGAGAAGAUGA
Messenger RNA from Molossus molossus (Pallas's mastiff bat), 424 nucleotides. RefSeq names its product lacritin (gene LACRT). NCBI's taxonomy places the organism in Eukaryota, Metazoa, Chordata, Mammalia, Chiroptera, Molossidae. The transcript has 5 exons. Gene Ontology annotation, cellular component: secretory granule; extracellular region. The record is from RefSeq and is a predicted model, not a curated record. The coding region runs from base 14 to 424 and encodes 136 amino acids. Gene Ontology annotation, biological process: positive regulation of secretion; positive regulation of cell population proliferation; calcium-mediated signaling.